Messenger RNA from Perkinsus marinus ATCC 50983, 313 nucleotides. RefSeq lists its product as hypothetical. The annotation marks the transcript as partial. The record is from RefSeq and is a predicted model, not a curated record. NCBI's taxonomy places the organism in Eukaryota, Perkinsozoa, Perkinsida, Perkinsidae. The transcript has a single exon.
AUCGUCCACUCCUACUGUUGACACGGCGACAGUCCAAGACGCGGACUUGCUCGGAUUGAGUGAAGACGAGCAAACGGUUGAACCUGCAGUAGAUCAGAAGUCCCUUCCCGAAGUUCCGAUGGCUGAGAAAACGUCGAAGAAUAAUUCGGAGGGGUUAAAGAUGAUUGAGGAUCGCCACUCGGUUUCGGAUAAAGAGUCGACUGGGGAGACUAGUGAGAGCGUGUCGGGAGUAAGUGAAGGCGGAAUUGGCUCGAAUGCUUCUACUGAGGCUCCAGCUACGGGGCGUGAGGAGGAUGCUGUUCUACCUCUGUGA